Molecule: messenger RNA, 1164 nt
Organism: Cantharellus anzutake
Lineage: Eukaryota; Fungi; Basidiomycota; Agaricomycetes; Cantharellales; Hydnaceae
Product: Pre protein translocase subunit Sec66-domain-containing protein
Exons: 2
Coding region: 67-726 (219 amino acids)
Biological process (GO): post-translational protein targeting to membrane, translocation
Cellular component (GO): Sec62/Sec63 complex
Source: RefSeq, a predicted model, not a curated record
CUGCCACCUCAUCCCUCGUCAGCAUAUCAUAAUCCAGCCCAAUAAGCUAACGACUCUACUUUCUCCAUGAUCCCGGUGUAUGUCCCUUUUAUUUUUAUAGCCGUCGUUGUGGGGGGCCUUGGUCUCUUUUCCAAAAUCUACAGGCGACGGCAAGCUGCUCAGAAAUAUGAACCGUGGUUCCCUUCGCACCCUGAUAGGGACACGUACAUAACCCUCCUCCAGAAAACAGAUCCACCAGCUAGCGACGGACUUCUAAAAGCUGCACUCCUCCGUCGUGCGGUGGCAGACGUGUCACGCGCAUUCCGGAUUAAAGAGGACAAGGCGGCCCUUAACAACUUGUUAGUAAAGGGAUCCAUAGGAGAUGACCUUUGGAACAGCUUCCUAGCUGCCGAGAAAGAAUUAGAGGCAGAAAUAUAUGAGGUCGUCACUGAGGCGAAUUCAUACCUGGACGGAUGGGGGAGUUUCAUAUUCCAGAGCGCAAGCGAGAUUGUGCAAAAUGAAAAAUACCGGGAGGUAUUCAUGAAUAUACCCCAAAAGAGGGCUGAAAUAGGCAAGACGUCGCUCCCCGCAUUCCUUCUCGUUGUUUUAACCCAUCCUCAGAUGAAACCCUUGGGAAGUCCGCGAAUACUCUUAACGGUCCAACAAAGGGUCCGACUAUUGUCACUACCCUCGUCGAGCAUGAACCCACCUCUACUAAUAGCCCCUCCCAAAACAAUGGACGGCUAACCACAAAGCAAGGUGCCAGAUCUGCCCCCCAAGAACUUUCACCUUCGCAGGCCUCAAACCAAUCAUCUCCUGCCAACACGGCAUCGCCUCUGCCGCAAGGCUCUCCAUCCCCCGCUACCCCUUCUUCAGCUAAGGUAUGUGCCUAUUCCAUUUCACCGUGCUGCGUGACAACAUCUCAACUUACACAAUACAGCAGCCGUCAAAGAAGAAGCGCGGGCGAAAGUAGCUUAGGUCCUUGUCCCUCUACCUUUUCAACUUAAUUGAAUCAGUCAUGUUUGCCUGCAUUUCCAUCAAGUUACGAAGUAGAAUAUGGGCAAUGUUAAGAGCUGAUACAACGUAAAAAAAGUAACUGCGAGCAUUCGAGCCAUAGAAAGAUAAAAUGGCGCUGUAUAGUAUAAGAAAGGAAGUUCGGCACAAUCAUGCAAAAUCCCAAACUUU